Molecule: messenger RNA, 1141 nt
Organism: Octopus sinensis (East Asian common octopus)
Lineage: Eukaryota; Metazoa; Mollusca; Cephalopoda; Octopoda; Octopodidae
Exons: 4
Coding region: 193-1074 (293 amino acids)
Biological process (GO): regulation of apoptotic process
Source: RefSeq, a predicted model, not a curated record
GUCCUUUUGCCUUUAGCUGAUUGGAUAAUUACUAUAACUCUUUUGUAAAAAAAAUAGGAAAGUAACUGCAGUUGAAAAUUUAAACCCGUCUUUCGCCGAAUCGUGAAUCAGGAAGUUUUGCAGAUUGGAUACCCAGAAUCUACAACCUUUUGAGAAAUUCUGUCAUUGCUGGUAGUGAUAGAAUAGAAAGAAAUGGGAUCUAAGAGAAAGAAGAAUCUCUCGCGAUCGCAGAGAAACAAGAAAAAUUAUGUAUGUAAAUGUAGAUCAAAGAAAAAUGUAACAAGCAUUCCUGAGCAAGGGAACUUUUCAACAGGCAUCCAUAAUGCUUUGCCGAGUACAUCAGGCACUUUACAGGUCACCGAGGAACUUCACAAUGCGAGCAAUUCACAGCUGAGGCCAUACGUUGAUGACUCAUCAGAUGAGGAUAUAGAGAUAAUGAGUCCAGAACACAAGAGGCGCCUGAAUGACUGUUUGGUGAAAUUGUUGGAAAAUAUGAUUCCUGAUGAAGUGCUCAAUAUUUUAUUGGCAAAGAAAGUAUUAACAAUCUCUGAGAUGGACACAGUUAAAAGUAAGGGAAUCCGUAUGGCUAUGAAUGAAAUGCUCAUUUCUUUGGUGACCUGCAAGCCAGAUAAAGCAUUUAGUGUACUUGUAGAGGCCCUGAAGAGAUCUGAGCAAAAGAAUUUGGCCAAGUUACUGACAUCUACCGAGUAUCGAAAACGGAAACCAGCAUUUGAAGGAAACAAAGAUGUCACUGAGGAUCGGAAGGCCGUACAGGCAGUUGAGAAGUUUGACAAGAAGGAGAGAGAACUACAAAUCUAUAACAUAGAGGGCAACUGGGAAUUCCUACGGGACAGCUUGCUGAGUGCCACUGACCAAAGCUGGUGCAAAGUCCUAUCCAGACCGAGGGUGAUGUGGAGGUGGAAUGAUGCUGUAGACAAGGCCAUUAGAGCAAAGAGACAGGCCUGGAAGUGUGGGGUUAGCAGGGAACUGUAUCAGAUAGCCCGAAGGAAAGCUAGGAGGCAGGUACAUUUAUCCAGGGAAGUAGCAGAAAAGAAGUUUGCCAAUGUUCUGUGACAUGAGGACCAGAGACUUGAAGUGUUUUGGAUUGCAAGACAGUGUGUGUGAGAAAAUCCUGAUGAGU